CCUUAGUGACUAUUCACCAAUAUCUUCCACCGAAAAUCAACACCCAAGAUGGAGCAGAGGACAAUGGCGUGGCUUCGAAUGACUGCGUUUGCUGCGAUGGUGGCACUGGUGGCAGCCGCCUGCGUCGUGCAGCCAGCUCAAGCUGGCGAGGACGGCAUUGGGUGCAGCCUGUGCCAGGACGCGAUUGUGGACGUGGAGAACUUCCUCGAGGCAAACUCCACCGUGCAGGACAUCAUCAAGGCCCUCGAUGACGUGUGCAAGCUGCUCUCCGGCGAUGCAAAGCAAAAGUGCCUGCAGGAAGUGCAGCACCUUGCACCCAAGCUGGCCGAAGCAGACGACUCCAUCACCACCAAGUACUCGCCGUUUGCGCUGUGCUCGAUGCUUGGCCAGUGCCAGAUUGACUGCUGCGCCACCCCAUAUCUGCCGGAGCAGAUCCAUCUCUCCAUCACCACCGACAUCUCGGAGAUGGUCGUCAUGUGGUCCACCCUCAAGGCAACCCCGCACCCUGUGGUGCAAUACGGCCUCUCGUCAGACAACCUCAACAUGACGGCCAAUGCAACGACCGCGUCCUACACAUCCGGCGGCUGGCAGGGCCACCUGUAUACGGCGACGAUGACGGGUCUGCGGCCCAAGACGACCUACUACUACCGCGUCGGCGACCCAACGGUUGCGCCGGACUACUGGAUGAAGCCCGCAUGGAGCCAGGUGCCCUCCCUCCACUUUACAACACGCACUGCGCCUGCCGCGACCACACCGCUGACGGUUGCCAUGAUUGGCGAUGCCGGUGCGACGGAUGCGAGCAUGCUGUCCCUGGCGCACAUCACCCAGCGCGUGGUGGACAAGAGCAUCGACUUUCUCUUUCACGACGGCGACAUUGGGUAUGCCGACGGGUACCAGACCCUGUGGGACGCGUACGUGCGCAAGAUUGAGAGCAUUGCUGGUUUCGUUCCGUACAUGACCGUCCAAGGCAACCACGAAGGCUUCUAUGACUUCAAACCGUACAUGGCACGCUUUGCCAUGCCGUGGAAGCAGAGCAAGUCCCAGUCCCCGCUCUAUUACAGCUUUGACUAUGGCAGCGCGCACUUCAUUGCCGUCAACUCCGAGAGCGAGUUUGGUCUGGCCGCACGCACCGUCAAGAAGGACGACCCCAUGUACAAGUGGCUCGAGCAGGACCUGCAAGCUGCCAAUGCAUCGCGUCACGUCACGCCCUGGAUCGUCGUUGUUCUCCACCGCCCACUCUACUGCACAGAGAGCAACCGCGACUGCAAGCAGUAUGCAGAGACGCUGCGGGAGGGCCUUGAGGAUCUGUUUUUCAACUACAACGUCGACGUCGUCAUCCAGGCCCAUCGCCACAACUACCAGGCGUCGUAUCCCGUGUAUCAGCAGAAGAAGAUGAGCGAUUCGUUCCACAAGCCGCCAGCCCCCGUCUACAUUGUCAACGGCGCAGCCGGGAACAAGGAGCAUCUGAUGGGUCCCGGCAAGCAGGACUGGGCCCGUGUUACGCUCAAGCAAUACGGAUACGCGACGCUGAGCAUUGCCAACAGCAGCCUGGACUGGACCUACUACGCUGCUGCCGACAACGCCGUCCUCGACCACUUCACCAUCACAAAAUAGACGCAGCAGCAGCAGCAGCAGCAGCAGUGACAUCAUGCUGCUCUGCACCCCCCCCCCCCAUAUAUGCAUCUUCCCGCUUCCCACACGUUACGUCAUGUUGUGUCUCCCUUCCUCCUUUUCAUCAUCCUCCUUGCUUGUCAUCUUCCUACCUUUCCACGUCUUAAGCUUCCCAUGCCCUCCGUGCCUUGCGUUUGCUCCUUUCCUUGGGCUAUCAACAAUAUGAGCGAUUAGCGCUGAGACGCGCGUUGGGCUUGUGUACUGGUGCAGCAAAAGGGAAGAAACGAACAAAGC
Salpingoeca rosetta is the source of this 1905-nucleotide messenger RNA. RefSeq lists its product as uncharacterized. Gene Ontology annotation, molecular function: protein binding; metal ion binding; acid phosphatase activity. Lineage: Eukaryota; Choanoflagellata; Craspedida; Salpingoecidae. Gene Ontology annotation, biological process: lipid metabolic process. The record is from RefSeq and is a predicted model, not a curated record. The transcript has 15 exons. Bases 49 to 1614 code for a protein of 521 amino acids.